Nyctereutes procyonoides (raccoon dog) is the source of this 3677-nucleotide messenger RNA. It is a transcript of the gene CCDC149, whose product is annotated as coiled-coil domain containing 149. NCBI's taxonomy places the organism in Eukaryota, Metazoa, Chordata, Mammalia, Carnivora, Canidae. Bases 76 to 1629 code for a protein of 517 amino acids. The transcript has 13 exons. The record is from RefSeq and is a predicted model, not a curated record.
GCGGCGGCGGAGGAGGCGGAGGAGGAAGAGGAGGGCGGCGUCCCCGGAGCCCGCCCGCGCCCGCAGGAGGAGGCCAUGAACGGCGACCGGACCGAGAGCGACUGGCAGGGGCUGGUGAGCGAGUACCUAGUGUGCAAAAGAAAGCUGGAGAGUAAAAAGGAAGCCCUGCUGAUCCUCUCCAAGGAGCUGGACACAUGCCAGCAAGAAAGGGACCAGUACAAACUCAUGGCCAAUCAGCUUCGAGAGCGCCACCAGUCCUUGAAGAAGAAAUACCGGGAGCUGAUCGAUGGUGAUCCAUCACUUCCCCCUGAAAAGAGGAAACAGGCUAAUCUUGCACAACUACUGAGAGAUUCUCAGGACCGAAAUAAACAUCUGGGAGAAGAAAUUAAAGAACUUCAGCAAAGGCUUGCAGAAGUCCAGGGCGACAAUAAGCUCUUGAGGAUGACAAUUGCCAAGCAGAGGCUCGGAGAUGAAGAAAUCGGCGUGCGGCACUUUGCAGCUCAUGAGCGUGAAGACUUGGUUCAGCAGCUGGAGACAGCUAAGGAACAGAUUGAGUCUCUGGAGCAUGACCUGCAGGCCUCUGUGGAUGAGCUCCAGGAUGUUAAGGAAGAACGAUCUUCCUACCAGGACAAAGUGGAGAGGCUCAACCAGGAGCUAAACCACAUCCUGGGUGGCCAUGAGAACCGGAUCAUUGACGUGGACGCCCUGUGUAUGGAGAACAGGUACCUUCAAGAGCGGUUAAAGCAACUCCACGAAGAGGUCAACCUCUUGAAGUCAAACAUCGCCAAGUACAAGAAUGCUCUCGAGCGACGGAAGAACUCCAAAGGCCAGAGUAAAUCUAGCAGCAGUGCGCUGACUGGAGUCCUGUCUGCAAAGCAAGUUCAAGAUCUGUUAUCUGAGGAUCAUGGGUGCAGUCUCCCGGCUACUCCACAGUCCAUUUCUGAUCUGAAGUCUCUGGCAACAGCCCUGCUGGAGACGAUCCACGAGAAAAACAUGGUCAUCCAGCACCAGAGGCAGACCAACAAAAUCCUAGGGAAUCGGGUGGCUGAACUGGAGAAAAAAUUAAGAACUCUGGAAGUUUCUGGUUUGUGGAGUCUUCCAGGCCUGAGCUACAAUGUUUCAGUAGGAUUCGGGAGGAGCAAGGACACCAUACUCUUCAGUGACCCCAGUCUUCCCAUACAGAGGUCAAGAUCCCCCCUGCUGAAGUUCAUCGAGCAGCCCACUGAGAACAAAGCAAAUUCCCAGGACGGGGAGGAUCCGAAGCCGGAUGGCGAUGAAAGCCGGGGCGCCCCAGAGGAUGCGGGCAGACCGGCUGUCCGUGCCCCGGCGAGCCAGAGCCACAGGGACCGGUGCGACCCCUCGGUGGCCUCCGAGGAAGAAGGGACCGACAGGCUGUCGGGGGAAAUCACGACAAUGACAGAGGCACAGACAGCGCUGGAACCAGAAGGGCUCAGCCGAGCGAGCCCCGGGGUGGCCCAGAGGCACCAGAUGGCCUGCAGGGGGGACGCCCCCAAAUCUCGCCCGGGCUCCUUUGAGUCCAGCCAGGCAGCAGCCGGAGCCUCGGCCCCGGGGGACAGCAAGGAGCCCCCCGGGGGUGGUGGCGCGGGCAGGAGCGCCCUGCAAACCUGAGGGGCGAGGGCUCCGCGGGGUGACACGCUGGGGCGCGGGGGGUGCGGGAAGCCUCAGAGCAGCCCGGGGGAGCCGCUCUCCUGAGACCCGUCCCCCCCGUCUGCGAGCAACAGGAGGCGCGGGCCCUGCGGCACCCUGAAUAUCCUGACGGUGCCGGCACAGUCUGAUUUAUUAAAUGCGGGUCCUCAGGCUCCUCCGUGUCAUCUUUCUGCAGGAGACGCCCCGCCGCGGACACGGGCAGGCCCGGAGUCGCGGCGGCCACACGGCUGGGUUCGGAUCUGUCUCCCCGCCAGCGUUAGUUUUAUUAGAGAUAAGAUGUUUUUCUAUUAGCGUUUAAUGUUGUCGAUCAAAAUUAUGGCAAGAGCUAGAAACGGAUGCGGUUUUUCAUCAGGUCCCCGUCUUUGUGACGGUUAGGCGGCCGGAGAGAAAGGUGUCACUGAGCAUAAUGGGUCCAGAGGGCCCUCGGCUCUGCCUCCUCAUGUCGGGGCCGGGGGGACCUCCCAGCGUGGGUGUCCUGGGCACCCCACCCGCGGCCCUGUCUGUCCUGGCACCGACUGGCAGGUGCGCAGGGGCUUACUCGGGCUCAGAAGGUUGGGUUUCCCGGAUUGAAAUCCACUGUCCCCGUGGAGACCUGUUUGCUGACUGCUAGAGCUGCGUUCUCCGGCCUGUAAUUCUGGAGGAUUAAUCGACCUGGAGUGAUGGGAGGGAGAAGACGGGAGGAGGGGGACUCCGAAGGUAUUUUUUUGUUUCUGAGAUAAGAGCCACAACCUGGGAAUGCUGCUUCUCUGCAUUUAACCUGUGAUGCAUAUAGGGUUCUCUGGCCUGUAGGGUUUUCUGGCCAUGUGGGGUUGGGGCGAGAUAAACAGAAAUUGCUGCUUAGGGCCAAUCCAGUUUCUUGUGCUGCGUGAAACCCUCCGGGCCUCCACACGGUGUUAGGGCUGCCCACCCCCCCCCCUUGCCACCAGGUACUGGGAUCUUAGAGACAAGACACAGAGCAAGUUGCCCAGAUAGUGGAAAGACAGAGGAAAACAAAGUAACUUCAUUACAGCCUGUUUCGGGGGACUGGGGAACCAAGAAUCAAGGGUGGGGAGGAGGGGAUGUCCAACCUCCUGGUCCUUUCCUUCCAGAUAAAGUUAGCUCUUCUAGGCGGCAUCUGGAGCUAUGGAAAAUUGAGGGCUCGUCAAACAAUAGACCUUUCUUUGAGCUCACCUCAGUUCGUUACCCCCAGAAAGGCCUGAUACAAGAUCCCAAAGCUCAAUACACACACACACCCACCAAGAACCAGAAUCGCUCCUUUGAGAGGCUCUCCUGCAGGAAAAAGAGAGGCUCCCGGGGUGGGCAAGAUGAAAAUUCAUCCGAAACAUCAGAUGUUUGCAGCAGGCUUGUGAUCCCAGGUGAGCACCCUGCACGGGGGCGGCCAGCCCGCCACGUGUCACCUCUGGCGUGACUCUGCCAGCGGAGAAGGAGCUCUGUCGGAUUUUGUGCUGUCUCACCGUGAAGGCGAGCAGAGUGUAGACAAGAAGGUCCAGUUUGGGGCCUGGGUGGGCCUCCAGCUGCCUUCCUACCACUCAGCAGAGGUCACCCCAAUAGUGGAAUAGGGGCAUGUCCGAGGCGGGGCGCUGUUGCUCCUGGACGCACCACCUGCCCCUGCCCGUCAGGCCCCGGUGCCCCACUCAUCCCCCUGCGCUUCAGCGUCUCCCUGCCCCCCCAGACCCCCCCACCUCCGCUUCCUCUCCGGGGAGGUGGCUUCUGCAGCUGCAGAGCUUGCACAGGCCAGCAGCCACAGAAAUAAUUUUCCUGCGGCACUAGGCCUUAACUAUCUGCAAAUGUUCAGCACUGCUGCAUCGUACGCCAGAGCCACCAAAGGAAAUCACAGCCAGAUUUAAUACAAUAAUAAUAAAAAGAAAAAUCUCUCCCCACGGAAGCUCUGGUUUUGACACACAGUCGGCCAGGUGCACAUCUUUAGGGCCCAUUCAAUCACCUGCUGGAAAGCAGUGCUUAUAACAAACUCCAUCACAUUCCAUCACGGGCGGGGAAACUACUGUGAG